This is a messenger RNA of Micropterus dolomieu (smallmouth bass), 2630 nucleotides long. RefSeq names its product NEDD1 gamma-tubulin ring complex targeting factor (gene nedd1). Gene Ontology annotation, cellular component: spindle pole; pericentriolar material; ciliary basal body. Lineage: Eukaryota; Metazoa; Chordata; Actinopteri; Centrarchiformes; Centrarchidae. Gene Ontology annotation, molecular function: gamma-tubulin binding. Gene Ontology annotation, biological process: mitotic cell cycle; microtubule nucleation. The record is from RefSeq and is a predicted model, not a curated record. The transcript is spliced from 16 exons. The coding region runs from base 132 to 2123 and encodes 663 amino acids.
GCCGAAACUAAAACGCGAAGUGUGUGCUGUUUGUCCCUCCCGGGUCUCCGUAGUGGCGGUUUAUUGACUGCAGACGGAUCAAAAACAACGAAAAAUCGAUCAGCUAUUAAUUUACCUUUCGCGGCAUCGCCAUGGAGGAGUUAACCCGUCUGGUUUCGACAGGAGACUGUGUGAAGAUCUGGGAUGCGGUUUCCAUGGCGCCGCUGGAGCAGUUUAACCCACACAGCGUCAGCCACCCUGUCGCCCAGGCCUGCUGGAGCUCCAACAACCAGUACCUGGUCAGCGCCAGCAGCAGCGGAGACAAGCUGGUGGUUUCCAGCCUCAAGUCCAGUCCUGUUCCUGUGGUGGAACUGGCUGACGGGAAAAAACAAACCCGUGCGUGUCUGAGCUCGUCGUCUCAGUUCCUGGUCAGUGGAGGUCUGGAUCACUGUGUUCACAUCUGGGACCUGAAGACAAAGAGACUUCACCGCUCCCUCAAGGACCAUAAAGAAGAGGUGACCUGCGUGUCCUUUAAUGCCAAUGACAGCUGUGUCGUCUCCGGUUCCACCAGCGGAGACCUGGUCCUCCACAGUCUGACCACCAACCUGUCCGGCAAAGCCUUCGGACACGGCAGCGACCAGCCCAUCCAUGACCUGAGGCUGUCCACGCUGAAGCGCUCGCUGCUUGGGAGUGUUUCUGACAGCGGCACGGUGGUCCUGUGGGACGCCAACACCCAGAAGGAGCUCCAUGUGUUCGACGGCGCCCACAAAGCCCCGGGCUCCGGCCUGGCCUUCUCCCCCGCCAGUGAACUGCUGGUGGUCAGUGUCGGUCUGGACAAGAAGAUCAUCUGCUUCGACACGGCCAGCAAGAUUGUCCUGAGGUCGAUCCGGGUGGACAGUCCUCUGACCUCGGUAGACUUCACUCCGGACGGUACUGGUCUGGUAGUCGGGUCCACUCAGGGGAAGAUCUACCACUACGACCUGAGGAACUCCAGCACCCCCACCAGGAUCACCGUGGCACAUAAAACCUCCGUCACCUGCCUGCGCUUCCAGAGCAGCAGCAGACACAAGUCCAGUAAACUGGGCUCCUCCAAGACUUCCAGUAUGAAGAGAUCCUCAACCAAGCUGCUUAACAGCCAGCCGGACCCCGCCCCCAGCACAGGCCCCACCCCCCCCAGACACUUGACGAGCACAGCAGGGGGCGCUGGUGCGGAGGUGAUGUCCCGGGAGGCUGAAGGCCAGCAGGGGACGGAGCAGCUUCCUGCUGUGGAGAAGUUCAGCUGCGUCGGACGAAACAGUCUGGACUUCUUCUCUCCUGUUCGAGAAGACUCUAGGACCCAGGGGACGACCGGAGACGCCCAGUUUGGGAGAACACACGUUACCAGUCUGGAGAUGCUGUCCAGAGACGGGGAGGGUCAGCAGCUCACCGGGCGGGACAGUCUGGACAUGUUCUCCCCCGUCAGAGACGACUUUUAUUCAGGUGCCAACUCUCACCGUAAGACCCCCCUGGGAACGUCCCUGCUAGCCUCUGGAGGGCGCUGCUACUCCCCGCUGUCUGUCUUUCAGACCCCACCAUCAAUCAGAGAGGAGGAGCCGGGCUCGGCUGUAGCAGCUGAACCAUGUGACUCCAGAAAGUCGGACCAGGCCGGCAGCAGCUCCGGCCUGGAGGGCGAGUGUCAGGCCACGCCCACACCACCCCAGCAGACCAAUCGCAGCCAGCCGGCCCCGUCCUUCUCCACUCUAGAACCCAGCCUCUGGAGACCCAACGGUAUUCAAGCUCAGCUGAGCAGCGACUCACCUGUCCAGGGAGCUCCACCCACCACCGCAACAGGUCCGGCUCUGUUGGCGGCCGUCUCCUCCUCUCUCUCCCAGAACAUCGCGGAGGUGGUCGGACAGGCCGGAGCCGCUCCUUUCACCUCCCUGCAGAUCCACUUCAUCCAGAACAUGAUCCACGAGACUCUGGAGGACUUAAGGGACGCCUGUCACAGAGACAUCGUCAACCUGCAGGUGGAGAUGAUCCGACAGUUUUACAUCCAGCUGAACGAGAUGCACUGCCUGAUGGAGAGAUACUCUGUGAACGAGUCUCUGGUGGAGGAGAUCGAGAGGCUGAAGGAGGAGAACCGCAGGCUGAGGACCAACUACUGAUCCAGAGAGGACCCAUCGGGCCCCGAGUUGAGCCUCUCAGGCAGCGCCUCCUCCCUCAGCAAGCUGACGUUUAGAUUAGAGGUGGUUCUGGCAAAGAGGGUCUCAACCUGGGGCAACAGAGUCUGGGGUCAGAACUUUGCCUUCCUGUUGUGGUUGCUGCUGCACGAAGAGGCCGAACACAACCGCUCUCUCUUCAGUCCGAGCGGCUGAACGGCAGCGACGCCUCCUGGAGCCGUGGACGAAGGCAGCGUCUCAGAUGCGAGUGAAGCUGAAGAACGAACAGACUGAUGAAACAAGUCCGUCAAACAUCUUGUGGUGUCAUUUAAAAAAAAAAACAACAGAUUUUGAACUCUGGUUUGUCUGAGGGUGACGGUGUCGUAGUAGUUUGCACGUUUAGAUGGAUGUUCAUCAGCAGCCGGCGGCUUCCUGUGUGCCUGUAUCAUGUUUUUAUCAUGAGAAACAUUUUGUCUAAAGAAUAAAAAAUAAAUAACAUUGCAAAAAACCCCA